GCGCACAUGCAGCGUGGCUUUACUGAACGCAAAGCACGGUCGACUAAGCGCAUCAAACUCCCCGCAGCUCCAGAUCCCUACCAAUGAAAACGCACAAUAAGUGAAGGGGGGGGGUGAGAAGGGGACUCUAAGAAGUACAAAGUGAGCCGAAUCCUCCACCCUCGUCAUAUAUAUACACACACACACACACAGCAGGCGCAGCUAAACUGGGACUAGCGUGGAGGCGGUCACAUUUCCCUUGCUCACCUGCAAACGUGAUUGAUGUGGGUGUUUGUAUCAGUGGGUGUGUAUGUCAUGUCUGACACUCUUGUACCGGUCAGGGAUUUGCUGAGUCGCGUUCCACAGUUGUACCUACGCUUGCAGUGAAGCAGGUCGCAAAAAAGGCAUCCAGGCAUCUCCGAGGAGCCAAGACGCAACUUGCAGAGAGGCUGACUUUGCGCACCUGCACUUGAGAGCCCGACGCGCAUUUUCACCAUUCUUCCAGUUUCUGCGCUCUAUGGAGCAGGUGUUUUCUGCACAGCUAUUUUCUGACUUUUUUGCAUCUCUUGAAAAGACGUUUGUCCUCGAGCAGAAGCGUUGCCUGACAUCCGUAAAGUCGUUUUAAAGCAAAAGGAACAAGACAACAUGGACAACAGCCCUGGAGGUGGAAGCGGAGUCAUCCUGUAUGCAGGAUCUUCCGGUAGCGCCAGCCCGAGCCCCGACAGCCCCUCCAGUGGGUAUCAAACGCAGUCCCCGUCUUCACACUCCCAGCCUUCAUCUCCGGAAGAGGUUACCUUCACCGAGAUCGGGGCUCUCAAGCAGGGGAGGCCAACUGGGGGCAACACGCCGACCUCCAAGCUGGUGUUCCAGUUCCCAGAGGUCUACAGUGCCUCCUCAGCCGCAGCUACUCAACAGCAACCCUUCGCACACCCCAUUGCGGGAAAGAGGCCCUGCGGGUUUGCGGGAACUUUCACCAAGACGGGUGGAAUGGUCCUGCUCUGUAAAGUUUGUGGCGACAUCGCGUCUGGUUUCCACUAUGGAGUGCAUGCAUGUGAGGGCUGCAAGGGCUUCUUCCGUCGCAGCAUCCAGCAGAACAUCAACUACAAGAUGUGCGUGAAGAACGAGAACUGCCUGAUCAUGCGCAUGAACCGCAACAGAUGCCAGCACUGUCGCUUCAAGAAAUGCCUCUCCGUCGGCAUGUCGCGAGAUGCUGUCCGUUUCGGCCGCAUCCCUAAACGGGAGAAGCAGCGACUUCUUGAUGAAAUGCAGAGCUACAUGAACAGCCUGAACGAGUCAGCUGCCAUGGACAUGGAGUCCUCAGGGAGGGACGGCACCACCAGCAAUGACAACUGCAGCUCAAAGGAGGCCAUCGGGACCAUUUCCAGAGCCUAUCAGGACAUCUUCGUCGGAAGCAACGGCAGCCAUGAGCGAUCAUCCAACAGGGCCGGCAAUUCCACUUCCAGCAACAACAACAACAUCAAUGCAUCUACCUUUUCUCCGGAUGAUGGUUUCCAAGCAUCAUCUCAUACCAACUCCAGCCACAGUUAUCAGUCCUGCCCUGUUUCCCAUGCAUCCAUGUGCCCUGUUGCCUCUAACGACAAUCAGCCUGCAUUUCACAAAGUGGACAACAGCCGCUAUUCUUAUGUAGUGUCAACCAAUCAGAAUCACAGCCAGUCACACGCUGAGAUGGGCCAAAGGGUCAGCUCCACCAAUCAUAACGCUUUUCCCACCGGAGAAGUCGCCCAGAGCCAGCCCUCGUGUCCGUGGAAGUUAGCAGCAGGAGCUAAAGUGCUGGCCUGUCCUCUCAAUGCGUGCCCUGUAUCAGGAGCCGAGCGGACGAGUCAGGAGAUAUGGGAAUCCUUUUCUCAGUGUUUCACCCCCGCUGUGAAGGAGGUGGUGGAGUUUGCCAAGGGUAUUCCUGGGUUCCAAGAACUAAGCCAACAGGACCAGGUCAUGCUGCUGAAGUCUGGCACAUUCCAGGUUCUCAUGGUGAGGUUUUGCACGUUGUUCAACGCCGAGCAACGCACAGUGACCUUCUUAAAUGGCCAAACGUACUCCCUGUCCACUUUGCGAGCCUUGGGCAUGGGGUCCCUUCUGGAUGCAAUGUUUGAAUUCAGCGGGAAGCUGGGCUCCCUGGGGCUGGAGCCUGAUGAGAUGGCCCUGUUCAUGGCUGUGGUGCUGGUUUCUGCAGACCGCGCUGGGAUCUCGGACCUGAGCGCCGUGGAGCAGCUGCAGGAGGGCCUGAUCCGCGCCCUCCGGUCGCUGAUCAGUCGCCGCCGCCCAGACGACUCCGCCCUCUUUCCCAAACUCCUGCUGCGCCUGCCGGACCUGCGAACCCUCAACAACCUGCACUCCGACAAACUGCUGGCCUUCCGCAUCGACCCAUAAGGGAGAGCGUUGUUUCACGCAGAGUUAAGCAAUACGCUAGGAAGCAGACACACAGACUUCAUGGUCCAAAGACAGGACUUCUUUUAACGGCGAGGGACGAGAUGUGGUGCAAUAGGACGAAUGUUUUUGUAAAGGACGAAUGAGAGGAGCGAACCCAUUUCCGACUCAUGUUCAACAUAUAUGCAAUGUUUCUGAGAUAAAAGACAAAAAAAAAAAAAAAAAAAACUUAUUAGUAGAGUUACCGUUAGAAUCUUGGACAGAUUGUUUAUUUUCUCAUUAUAUCAAGCAUAAGAAGGAAUCAAGUUUAGUUCAGUUAGUCCAUUUUAGUUCCUAUAGUAUCACCGGACCAUCACUCACUAAGCAGCAGCUGAAGGGUGUAUAUCGUAGAACAACACAGUAAAUGAUUAGGGACCACUGGUGAUGAAUCAUCAAGAGUGAGUUGUAUUAAAAAAAAAAAAAACAAAGAAGGGAAACUGUACAUAAACUAUAGUGACACCAGAACUAUUAAGGUAAUUAUUUGUUUCACAAACAUCUUAUCUGAAUUAAGGCCACUAUUUUUGACAUGUCUCUUGUGCACAGCAGGACGUAUUGUGUCGCACGUUUUUUUGCACCAGAGAUUGGGUUGACAUACAUCGGUGGCUUUUUUGUAUUAUGUCACAUAAACAUCCUGUCUGUAUUAUUUUACUCUAUCAUGUUUGGACCGAUACAGGCACUUCCCGCAUGUUGAACUUUAAAGCUUCUUUGUUUAUUUUUCUGUCACUUUAUAUUGUUGUUAGCCUGUAAUAUGCGCAGGACUUGCUGCAGAGAUUCAAAUGGGCUGAUUUUGGUAUAAAGGAAGGAUCCUGCCUUCCUGGACUCAGUGAGGGGUCUGGCUGUACGCCCAAGGGGCAAAGCACGGGUGAAUGUGUUGAAGCGGAUUCUCAGAUGUCUUGGGCACACUUCCAAAUAUUACGUAACGUAACCAACCAGCAAAUACCCUUGAUAUCACCAGCACUUAAAGCUCAUGCACCCAUCCUCUGCCCCCAUGUUUGUCAUACAAACUAAAAAGCUUCUUUCUUUCUUUUUUGUCUGGGAGAUCGAAGUUGAUCUUCUCACUGUUUGUUUGAUUAUGACUAAUGUGCACAUCUUGUACAUUUUGUAAAUAGUUUUUUUUCCUCCUAAACAGAAUUAUACAAUGAUAUAAAGUUCAAAAUGUGAA
Molecule: messenger RNA, 3565 nt
Organism: Fundulus heteroclitus (mummichog)
Lineage: Eukaryota; Metazoa; Chordata; Actinopteri; Cyprinodontiformes; Fundulidae
Gene: nr1d4a
Product: nuclear receptor subfamily 1, group D, member 4a
Exons: 8
Coding region: 625-2367 (580 amino acids)
Biological process (GO): negative regulation of transcription by RNA polymerase II; positive regulation of transcription by RNA polymerase II; hormone-mediated signaling pathway
Molecular function (GO): nuclear receptor activity; zinc ion binding; RNA polymerase II cis-regulatory region sequence-specific DNA binding
Source: RefSeq, a predicted model, not a curated record